Messenger RNA from Phragmites australis (common reed), 1959 nucleotides. RefSeq names its product protein ABCI7, chloroplastic-like. NCBI's taxonomy places the organism in Eukaryota, Viridiplantae, Streptophyta, Magnoliopsida, Poales, Poaceae. The coding region runs from base 236 to 1684 and encodes 482 amino acids. The record is from RefSeq and is a predicted model, not a curated record. The transcript has 3 exons. Gene Ontology annotation, biological process: iron-sulfur cluster assembly.
GCUACAGCAGGGAAAGAAAGGGGCUAAGGCUACGCAUACGCGUAACUGUACUGGGCUUGGCCCAUGCGUAUCGGCCCAGUUAGACCCGUAAGCCAGCCUGGAGUGGGCCGGAUAUCCAAUUUUUUCUUCCAGGCCCACCUGUCAGGCUCUCGGAUUUCCCGAUUCCCACGGGCACGAGCACGAAUGCCUCUUCACCGCAGCCACUGGACAGACGAGGGGAAGCUUCGUGGACGCCAUGUCGUCGCCGUCGCCGCUGUGCGCCGCCUCCUGUUGCUCCAUCCCGCUCCACGCGCCACCGGCUCUCCUGCGCUUCCGCCGCCCGGCCAUCUCGGUCUCCGCCUCCGCGACGCGCGCGGCGCCGGCCGUGUCCGACGACCUCGUCCUCCGCAUCGCCGAGCAGCUCGAGGACUCGGUAACCUCCUCCUCCUCCCCGCUCCUCGACCCGCUCCGCUCCGCCUCAGCGCUCUCCCUCCUCUCCACGCCCUGGCCCACCCGCCGCUCCAGCGAGGCCUUCCGCUUCACCGACAUCUCGUACCUCCGUUCCCUCCCUAUCUCCCUCCCCUCCCGGGCUCCUGAACUCGCGCCGCCCUCCUCCCCUUUCCCCUCCUACGUUCUCUUUUGCGACGGAAUCCUCGUCUCCGCUUCUGGCGCCCAUGUCAGCGCCCUCGCCGAUCUUCCCCACGGACGCGCACGCGACCGCACCGCCGCCGCUCUCGCCGCCUCCGCGGAAUUUGCCCACAAGGACCUCUUCUUUGACUUCAACGCUGUUGGGGCGAGGGACAUCGCGGUCGUGCACGUGCCCGAGGGGGUCAAGAUGGCCAACGAUCCAGUCCACAUCAUGUUUACGUAUACCACUAGCAGUGGUGGGAGUAUGCUGAUGUCCAAUCCCAGGGUUCUGGUGGUCGCCGAGAAGGAGGCGGAGGUGGCCAUAGUGGAGGAGCACUUCGGGGUUGGAGAAGAAGGUGGUUUCUAUUGGGCCAACCCGGUGGUGGAGAUUGUCAUUGACGAGGGCGCAAGGGUGGUUCAUUCAUAUGUGCAGCGGCAAUCGUUUGCAGCAGCGCAUACGAAAUGGACCGUUGUCCAGCAGGAUACAUCUAGUAAAUAUGAGUUUGUUGAGGUCAGCACUGGAGCAAGAUUGAACAGGCACAAUCUCCAUAUCCAGCAAUUAGGCCCUGAGACUGAAACGGAAUUGUCGACGCUUCACUUAACAUCUCAGAACAAACAGAUACAUGAUCUCCAUAGCAGACUGAUACUUGAUCAUCCCAGAGGUUUUUCACGACAGCUCCACAAAUGCAUCGCUUGUGGUGCAGGGAAUAGCAUAUUUGAUGGCAAUAUUAAAGUCAACAGGUAUGCACAACAAACUGAUGCUGGGCAAGAAACCAAGUGUCUUAUCCUAUCACCAAAGGCUCUUGUUAAUGUUAAGCCCAACCUUCAGAUUAUUGCUGAUGAUGUGAAAUGUACUCAUGGUGCUGCCAUCAGUGGUGAGCUUGAUCCCAAUGAGCUCUUCUACUUCCAAGCGAGAGGCAUUAAUAAGCAAACUGCAACGGAUGCCCUACUUUUCUUCUUUGGAGGCCAUGUGAUAAAGCGCAUACCUUUUAAGCCUAUAAAUGAGAAGAUAUUAGCACAGUUCAAAGAUUUGCUUACUUCCUGUAGACAAACAACGGAUGGAGCUCUUCUUUCAUGAUAUUGUUUCGGUUAGCUCAACACAUAUUGGUCGGAUGAGAAGAUUCGAGAACGUUAGAAACAUAUCGGUGAGAAGGUGCUAUGAGCUCCAAAAGCAUAUUAUUAUUUUUUGCAAAUGUUACAUUAUAAUUAGAGUCGACUCUGUACUCAUAUUAUUAUUUUUUGCAAAUGUUACAUUAUAAUUAGAGUUGACUCUGUACUUUAAAAAGGUUUUGUAAAGAUAUGCAACAUCUCUGUGGAACAGAUAACUCCACAGAUAAAGCCCACAUUUUGUAA